Paramecium tetraurelia is the source of this 1539-nucleotide messenger RNA. RefSeq lists its product as uncharacterized. NCBI's taxonomy places the organism in Eukaryota, Ciliophora, Oligohymenophorea, Peniculida, Parameciidae. The record is from RefSeq and is a predicted model, not a curated record. Gene Ontology annotation, biological process: protein modification process. The transcript is spliced from 3 exons.
AUGCUUUAAGAAUAAACGAAAUCCUUGAAUUCAUUCCCCAAUCUUUAAGCACUUUGCAAGAAGGAUGAAAAGCAAAAGCAAUCCUUAGAGAAAUUGCUUCAACAUAAACCUCAUGUAGUAAAGAGUUUAGACAUUUAUGCCUAAAACAUAGAGGAAUACUUGAAAGAUCAAAGAAAGAGAAUUGCAUACUUAAAAAAAAGGGAAGAACCCUACUAUGAGUAGAAACCUAUACAAGCUUAUGAUGAGGCACUUAUUAUGCAAUACAAUAGAGUUAAAGCUAAAUAACAUUAUUUGCAACAAUCGCAAAAAAAAAUAUCAUAACAACCAUCUCCUGAAUAACCACGCAAUAGAACUCCUUCCAAAUAUUUCGAUAAGAAUUACAAUCCAUUAAAAAGAAAUGAAAAAUUUGAUAUUCCAUCUCUUUAACCUGUCAAUGUUUCACCUCCCAAAGAACUCAAACCCAUUCAAUUCAGAUAUAACUAUGCCAUGCAAAUAAAUGAUCCACUUCUUAGACAAGUUCUGAGCACUCGUUAGUAAUGGUUUGAAGUUCCAAAUAAUUCAUUUGCUCAUUUAUAAUGGCUAACUUAACUCUUAGAUUUUAGUAAUCUCUCAAAGCAAGACGUGGUUUCCAAAAGAUAAAUGGUGAAUUUAAUGGAAUUUCAACAUGAAUGGUCAGCCAAAUCCUAACUAUACAAUAAUCUAUGCUCUAUCUCCCCAGAACACGCAUUAAAAGUAUUACCACCAGGAUUUGUAUUGAAUUUUAAGAUUUCAUAAUGGGUUGAAGACCUAGAGUUUAUUUAGGAUUAUUUGAUAACUCAUCAUUCUCAAAAAGAAACACAAUAAAAAUUUCCAUUUUCUGUUUAUGUUCCUAAUAAAGGAGGCCAAACUUAUAAUAAAUAAAUUUCAAAACUAAUACAAGAUGUCCCCAAAAUUUGGAUCUGCAAAUCAGCUAUUGGAUCUGGUGCUACCAUACUAAAUAGUGUUGAUUAAUUACAUUAAUUUUUAAUUCAAUAAUACAAAGAUUAAAAAGAGUAUGUGAUUUAGAAGUAUAUAACAAAUCCUCUAUUGUAUGAUGGAAAGAAGUUUGACAUCCAAAUCAAUGUUUUAGUUAAUCAGGACAAUUAGAUUUUUGUUUCAGCAGAACCAACUGGAAGGUGUUGCACAGUUAAUUAUGAUCCUAAUUCGGAAGAUCCUUUUGCUCAUACUAAACCAAAAUAAGCCAUUUCUCACAAAGGCUUAGUAGAAUUUUUAGAUUCUCAAGGGAUAUCUCUAUAAGACCUACUUACUCAAAUUAAGACUUCAAUUUCUUUGAUUCCCUGUAAAUUAAAUAGAAGAUAAAGGAAAUAUUGUAUGUAAAUCUUUGGCUUUGAUUAUUUACUUGAUGAUACCAAGAAAAUACAUUUGAUAGGAAUAAAUGCAAAUCCGAUUUAUACAUAUGCUGAAUUAGAUGGAGCAUUCAAACUGACUCUAGAUAAAAUUUUCCCUAUAAAUAAUAAUUAUAAAAGUGAUGAAAAAUCAAUUUGGACCUGCCUAUUUUGA